Molecule: messenger RNA, 1755 nt
Organism: Alosa alosa (allis shad)
Lineage: Eukaryota; Metazoa; Chordata; Actinopteri; Clupeiformes; Clupeidae
Gene: ormdl1
Product: ORMDL sphingolipid biosynthesis regulator 1
Exons: 5
Coding region: 210-671 (153 amino acids)
Biological process (GO): negative regulation of ceramide biosynthetic process; intracellular sphingolipid homeostasis; ceramide metabolic process
Cellular component (GO): endoplasmic reticulum membrane
Source: RefSeq, a predicted model, not a curated record
AUCAGACAACAACAGCUGAAACGGGGAGUGGGAAGGUUAGCCUUCGCAGUGCAGUACAGCUAGCUAGCUGCGUUUCAAAACAUAUUUGUAAGAAGGUACAUUUGUUUAACAUACGAACGCGUGAUUGCCUUGAGUUAUGAAUACUUAAAUAGACUGCUUUUUAAGGAGCUGCUCUACUUGACAGUCUGUCCGCAACCUGAAAAAACAAAAUGAAUGUUGGCGUAGCCCACAGUGAAGUAAACCCCAACACUCGAGUUAUGAACAGUCGAGGCAUUUGGUUAACAUACGCUCUUGGUGUCGGAAUGCUUCACAUUGUCCUGCUAAGCAUUCCUUUCUUCAGUGUUCCUGUUGUGUGGACACUCACAAAUGUUAUACACAAUUUUGGAAUGUACGUGUUCAUGCAUGCGGUGAAAGGUACCCCGUUCGAGACCCCCGACCAGGGCAAAGCCAGGCUCUUAACACACUGGGAACAGCUAGACUACGGUGUUCAGUUCACAUCAUCUAGGAAGUUCUUCACUAUCUCGCCCAUCAUUUUAUACUUUCUCGCCAGCUUCUACACAAAAUACGACCCCACGCACUUCAUCGUAAACACCGCCUCACUUCUGAGUGUACUUAUCCCGAAGCUUCCCCAGCUACAUGGUGUCCGAAUCUUUGGAAUCAACAAGUAUUAAGCAAGGAACCCUGGAGAGUUGCAUCUCUGACCCGACUCUCAGCCACAAGCUAUAGCUGCAUACUGUGGGGCGGUGAAAUAGGUAAACCUUUGUACUGCGGUGGUGUAUACUUAGCAGUUUUGUACUGUCUGUUGCAAUUGUCCCUUUCAUUACUUGGAUACAUCGGGAAGAACUAUAACAGGGAUAUGGACAGAGGAGAAUGCCAUGAGCAUUACUAACUUAAGUAAAAAAAAAUGUUUUGGUCCUCGUGGAUCUGGGCUGGCCCAGGAUUCAGAGUUUAUGACUGGUGACUGUUUUUUUUUUUUUUUUUUUUAGUUUUGUUUUCCUUUAUGUUGCUGUCAAACCUUGCUUAAUAGCCCUCUCUGCACAGUGGGGAAAGAAACGUUUUUGUUUCAGUGUAACAUUUCUGGAUGUGUUCUUAAACUAAGCCACGAAAAACUAUCAAACCUACCUUUUUUUUUUUUUUUUUUAAAUUGUUUGUUUCACAAGGACGGGAACCUGUGGUUCAUAACGAAGUAUGACUCUCUACCAUGAGGUUUGACUCUCCUCUACGGUGGACUGUCAGUGAAAUGUGUGUUUUUGCAUGAUAUCCUUGUUAAAAUGAAUCAUUUGUCUUUGUUCAAUCAAGUGAGCAGCAUUAUUGUGUAUAUAUAUUUUUUCUACAUUUCAUGUUUUGAUUCUUAAUCACAAAGAUGAUUAACAAGGAUGAAGUGUUUACUUAAAAGGUCUGAGGUAUGUUUAUGUACUUAUAUUCAUUUAACUGUUUAGAACUUCAUAAAUUUACUCUGGAUGUUGUUACCCAGGCAGCUAGUCAUUCUUGGCCUCAGCGCAACCAUGGUAUACUUGGGGCUCUGAAUGCCCUUGUAUGUGACAUAAUUUAAAAUAAUUCUGCCCUUAAGUGGGUCUUGUCUCACUCAUUCUAGUUGUUUGGAUAACAGGAAGCGUCUGUUGAGGCACAGUAAUGAACGGAGCUUCACAGCCUUGCAUUAUUUGCCAUGUGAUAAGGAGCAAGUUAACAAUUGUGUUUUUAAAUGUCUGGACAUAUUGUAUAGCAAUUCAAAUAAACAAACUUGUUAAAAGUAAA